GUCACAAUUGGUUACUUGUUUCAGCUUGUUUCUUCCUGUGAAGUCGCAACACAUCCGUUCCUUAUGGAAAGCUCCCCACCAUCCAGUUUGCAUUCAAAGUCGCUGCAUCGUCUGAACAAAACUGUCUUCACGCGCGGAGAUGCUCUUGAGCGCUUGCCAGGCCCAGACGAAGAAUUUGACGAUGUCGUCAAUGCAACCGGUGUACCGCUCGUCUUCAAGCGCCAUGCUCUCACGCAAUUCGCUCGUUUGCUUGACUGCCACCAUGCGCUUAUGUUUCGCCGACCUCCAGGCUGGGGACUGAACUUUUUCGCUUCUAUGGUCUCGGCUACAUUCGACAGAGACUAUGAUCAUAAAGAUGAUCCGUUUCAGGUUUUAGUUGGAGAAGAGUGGGACCGUCAUUUGCAUCGCCAUUUUGUGCUGGACCUCGACUUCACGCGUCUUCCCUGUGUGGCGGACUUUCACACGGAGUUUCAUGCGUAUCUGAAGAAGGAGUGUCGGGACUUAGUCUCUCGAUACCGUCUCGAGAAGCAGAUUGGCUCACCAAGUCUCUAUCGAGUUCCUCAAGAAAAACCGGAAAAGUACAUCUCUCUUCUUGCGAUGGCUCUCAGGCAUGUGUCGUACGAUCCACUACUGGUGAUAGUCAGGAAUUUUGAUGUCCCAACAUUCAACUAUCCGCGUGGUCGAGCAGCUCUAAAUCAAUUUCUGAAUGUGCUGGAAGAGAAGGUAACGACCAAAAUUGUUGGGUCGCUCUUCCUUCUUUCAAACUACGACGAUGGAACGGUGUACUCUUGCAUGGGUCGAAAUCCAUUGGCCAUGAUUCGCAAGGUACCAAGCCUCCCGCCCCUCGAUCUUCCCCGCACCCUUGACCUCACCCACAAUCUCGCCUUCCAAACUGCUGUUGGGUUUACGCGCCCAGAAAUCGACGCCCUCGAUGAUGCCUUCAGUCACCUCGAGGCCCAGGAUGCCAGGCGUGUCCUCGAUAUGAUGGACGAGGAUUAUGGACGACGUUCUGUAUUCAGCGACCGUCUAGCUCGCAAGCAUCAAUGUCCACCUGACCCAGUCAAAGAGGCUUGGCAUUAUCGGGAAGAAGACCCAUUAGCAGGACUGGACACCUCCAAGGCGUUUGAAGGCAUUUACGGAGCCCAACUAAUAAUGAAAGUGCUUGCCCGCAAGUACGGUUUUCCCAACAUCUAUGGACGUUUAUAG
This is a messenger RNA of Mycena indigotica, 1206 nucleotides long. Its product is annotated as AAA-ATPase-like domain-containing protein. The transcript is spliced from 3 exons. NCBI's taxonomy places the organism in Eukaryota, Fungi, Basidiomycota, Agaricomycetes, Agaricales, Mycenaceae. The record is from RefSeq and is a predicted model, not a curated record. Bases 64 to 1206 code for a protein of 380 amino acids.